Numida meleagris (helmeted guineafowl) is the source of this 8756-nucleotide messenger RNA. RefSeq names its product synaptotagmin like 2 (gene SYTL2). Gene Ontology annotation, biological process: intracellular protein transport; exocytosis. The transcript is spliced from 22 exons. The record is from RefSeq and is a predicted model, not a curated record. Gene Ontology annotation, cellular component: plasma membrane; exocytic vesicle. Gene Ontology annotation, molecular function: neurexin family protein binding; small GTPase binding. The coding region runs from base 644 to 6841 and encodes 2065 amino acids. Lineage: Eukaryota; Metazoa; Chordata; Aves; Galliformes; Numididae.
GGGCAGGGCGGGCCCGCCCCCGCCCAGCCCUGCGGGACGCGGCGCCGCCAUUGGCGCGGGCCGGGGCGUCCUCCCGCCGCCGCCUCCCUCUCCUCAGACAGGCUUCUGCCGGCCGGGAUGAGGUAGCUGGGGCUUGCUGCUCAUCGGAGGGAUGGGGUUCAUUAUAUCAAUGAAGCAGUUACUCUGAAGCGCUAAGAGACCCUGAUGCAGCCAUAGCUGACUCUCCUCCUCCAACGUUAUUCUUCUGAGUUUUUUCAAGAAGAGGUUUUUGCCUUUGGCGGUUGGAAUUGUCUUGGAAUGUUUUGGUUGCUCCUGAACACUGGACGUGCUGGGUCAGUGAACUGGUACUCCAAGAAGCAGAGCUGAGAGGGCAGGCUGAGAAAAUAUCACUGCAAUGUCAAGCAGCAAUGCAGCACCUUCCCCGAAGUCUGUAAUCUAAGGAAACAUGCACUUACUCAACUGCAACAAAGCAAUAUCUGUGGCUUUUUAAAUCACUGAUAGUGACGUGGUCCAGCUUUCUCAGUGCCUGCUGAAAAAGACUUCAAGUCUUUUAUACCUUUAAGAGAGACUAUAGGUCUGUCUUCCUCAGCAGGAUUUAAGAUCUUCCUGGACACUUCACCCUUGCCCACACGCACACGACAAGAUGAUCGACCUAAGCUUCCUAACAGACGAGGAACAAGAGGCAAUAAUGAAGGUGCUGCAACGGGACGCAGAGCUUAAAAAAGCUGAAGAAGAGAGAGUCAGGCACUUACCAGAAAAAGUCAAAGAUGAUGUUCAGCUGAAGAAUAUGAGUGGACAGUGGUUUUACGAAGCAAAGUCAAAGAGGCAUAGAGAUAAGAUCCAUGGAGCAGAUAUUAUUCGAGCUUCCAUGAGAAGGAAGCCUGCUACUCUUGCUGAAGUGAGUCAGAGCAAAUCAAACAAAGCAAAGAACAGCUGGGUGAGCAAUGUUAACAAAGAAGCCUUUGUGCCACCAGAACUACAUGGCAUUGUGGAACACCAAGAAGAAGAAGAACUGAAAUCUAGUUCAAGUCCUAACCCAGAAACCUCUUUGUUAGACAAACAAGAUAGAUCUGUGAAGGCAGCAGUAUCAACAGUAAAGCAAAGGAGAAAUCCAUUUAAUUCCAUUGUAUCAAGUGAUGACUUGAACAGUGGAGAAUCAGAAAGCAGACAAGCCAUUCUACCUCAGCUAUCAAAUACGGAAAUUUUGUUACCUUCAAAAGAGAGCCAACCUAAAGCAAACUUACUAAAUGAUGAAACGGAGACAUCUAAGAAACCUUCUGAAGAACCUACUGAGGAAUCACAGAAAGGAACAGUUAAGCGUCCUGUCCCCAAAGCUAGAAAAUUAGUUCACAAAGUAACUAAUUCAGUGCCACAGGGAGAAGACUUUGUUCCCAAACCAGCAAAACGGACCCAGGGGGUUAAUGGCAUUUGUACACUGCCCAGGGGCAUUCUGAAGCGCAGUUCAAGUUCCAGUUCCACUGACUCAGAAGUUCGUGCUAAUCAGAUGUUGGAUGUUCAGAGUAAGAAUGGUCUUCCUACCACAACUAUUUUAGAAGGAGAAGCUGACAGGAAUUCUCUUAUGGAAGAAGCAGAAGAUUCCGCACAAAUUUCACUGGAAAAAUUAAAACAAGUGAGGUUUUCUUCUAGCAUAGGAAAAGGAGAACCUUUGCAAAGCCCACAGCUACAUCAUAGAAGAGAAACACGAGCGUCUGAUUUGUUAAAAUCUAAUGAAGUAAAGACCAGUGAAAGUGAUGCUAAUAGAUCAGAUUCUCUUGAGAAUAAACAAACUUCCACUGUACAGUCUCUGGAAACCUAUUCAUCAGCUCUACAAGUGAAAACAAUAGAUAGUUUAGAAGAAGAUAUGUCAGCAUCCUGUCCUCAUGGCACUAAUAAGUCAGUCUCUCUUGUUAAUCAAACACUGCAGACAAAGACCGUUACUCCUAAGAAACUUGAAAUUCCAGAGAAGACCUCCACCAAUAUCCUACCAAAGAACAAAAAUGGACAGAAUGUUGAUCAAACAUGUGAAAAUAAAUCCAAUGAGUUCCUGAGCCGUGAAUCAGUACCUCUCAAAAACUUUACUGAUGAACAUCUGCUUUCUGCUGAGACAAAAACCCAGGAACUGUCAGAUAUAAAUUCUGCAGGUCUUCAACAAGGUAAGCCUGAUCUUGUUGAGGAACAAGAUGCUAAAAUCAUUUUCAAGCCUGAGAAAGAUGCUGAUGAAAUUGUGGAAAUGGCUGAUGAAUCUGUAUCAAAAGUCUUAGAUUGGUUUGAAAGAAGUUCUGGUACUGAAGAUAGGAAACCUGAAUCAGCCAGAUCCCAAGGCGGGGAACUCAAAGAAGUGAACUUUACAACCAGAACAGUUAUUCCCACAGAGCACAGUGGAACUAGCGUGGGUGGAAAAAUGCAGGUUAGAGAAGAGUCACCAUUUGGAAAGAACAAACAACUGAGUGCUAUUUCGCCUACCACGCUUAUUUCAGAAGAUAUACAGCUGAUAAAAGAGAGGAGGAGACCUAAGCAGAGUGAAGAGAAUGAGGAGCAAAAUGAGAAAUCCCUAACUGAGCUUGACUAUACAAGAAUUGAAACAAAAGAAUCUGAUGAAGAAAUCAAGCAACAAAAUCAAAUAAAUGUCUUGAAACAUUGUGAACACAAGUUACCAACUCAGAAAUGUGUAUUGGAAAAGACAAUAACAGCAAAAAGAAGAAUUAGGGAGAUUAGAGCAUUUUGGGAAAAGCGUGAAACUAUCCCUGGUCAGGGAAAGAAAGAAGUUGGUAUCCGUGCUAAUACAUCACGUGGUGGUGCAUUGGAAGGUCUCAAAGAAAGCAACAAAAUAAAACCAACUGCACUACACUUACCUUAUGGGUUGGAUGAUCAGAGCAAGGGUACAUUAAGUGCUGAAUCAAGACGUGCAAUCCAGGCUUCAAAAAAUGAACAUCAAAACUCUUUUGAGUUUGGACCAGGCCACACAGUUAAAAAAACAGAAAGACCACUUCCAUAUGAGGGUAAAUUUAAUGAAUGUACAAAAUUGACAAAAGACAGUAACUUGCAGUCAAGAGUUGAUGUCACUUCAGCUUCCCCAGAAAUCAAAGAUAAAGAUGGGAAAGAGGCAUUUAAAGGAAAAGUUGCUCCUUUUUCCCAGCAGAAGUCCAGUUUUCAGGCUUUGUCUUUAAAAGAAAAAAUUGAUGAAAAGUCCAAGAAUCAAAUUUCAAGUCCUUCACAGUUUCAGAGUCUGAGAAACUUUUGGGAUACUGGAAUUAAGUUACAAAACAGCAUUGAUAGGGGAGAUGUUUCUUCACCAAAUAAUACUAUCCAGAAUAAUACUUUUAUAACCUAUGACAGAAAAUCAGAGGAAGAUAAGGGCAGACAUAAUGUGAGCAAACAAGAGUUAAGCCAACAACAAACACAAGCAUCUGAGAAAGAAAAACCAGAGCAAUUAGAUUCUGUGGUAUGCAAACUGCCUCUGGGAUUUCUUACUUUGAGAGGUAUGAAUGUGACACACACAAAAAAUAAAGACACUGUCCAACCAGUCAAAAAGCCAAUCAUCUUUCAACCACAGGAAAAGAUAGGUCUUCAGAGGCAUGAAGGUAAAGAAUGUAUAGAUAAAAAUAUUGUUUCAUCAAAAGAACAUCCUCUCAGAGGUUCUCAAAGGUACUCUGAGCAAAACCUGCCCAGAGAAAUCAUUGCAUAUCAACCUUCUGAAUUAGGUGUAGGGAUGAAAACACGUGAUACUGUGAAUAAUACAGCAGAAAAUAAUGUGGAUUUAACUUGCCAGCAAGAUACUGGUCAGUCUGAAGAUGUCAGUGAGACUAUAGAAAAGUCUCUUGCCCCCUCCAAGCUCAAUGGCUUGAGUCCAGCUCUAGAAAAGCUGGUAAAGGAGGCCUCUGAAACUCCACCUCUUAAACCAAGACAUGCAGACAGUACAGGACAGAGGACUGCUGAGAUGCAGGCUAAAAACACCAAGUAUGAGCAAGAUGAAGAGUCACUGCAAGAAAUCAGUGAGACUGUAGAGAAGUCUGUUGCUCCUUCCAAGGCCAGUAGCUUGAGUUCUUCUCUGGAGAAACUCCUGAAGGAAGCUUCUGAAACACCACCUCCUAAACCAAGACGUGUGGACAUGACAGUACAGAGGACUGCUGAGAUGGAAAUUAAAAACAUUGCCUGUGAGCAUGAUGGAGAAUCACUGCAAGAAGUCAUCGAGACCAUAGAGAAAUCUGAUGCCCCUGCUAAGGUCAUUGGCUUAAGUUCAGCUCUAGAAAAACUGCUAAAGGAGGCUUCUGAAAUGCCACCUCCUAAACCAAGACAUACAGUACAGAGGACUGCUGAGGUGCAAGCUAAAAACACAAAGCAUCAGCAAGAUGAAGAGUCACUGCGAGAAAUCAAUGAGACCAUACAGAAGUCUGUUGUUCCUUCCAGGGCUAGUAGCUUGAGUUCUUCUCUAGAGAAGCUGCUGAAGGAGGCCUCUGAAACACCACCUCCUAAACCAAGACGUGUGGAUGGCACAGUGCAGAGGACUGCUGGUCUACAAGUGGGAAAUGUGACCUGUCAUUACAAUGGUGAGUUGCUGCAGGAAACUGGCAAGCCCCUGGAAACAUCUGCACUGUCUGAGGCUAGAAAUAAAGUAUUGGAUGUUAAUUUGCAGAAGGUACUGAAAGAUGUCUGUGAAACACCAGCUUCUACACUAGAAAAUAUGGAUAAGAAAAUGCAAGGUAAAAUACCAGCCAGUCAAAGUAUGUGUACGCCACAUCAAGAAGAAGAUCACCCUAAAGAAAUUCAAGAAACAAUCGAAAAAACUUCUUUUUCAAAUGGUGAAAAAUUCAAAGAAUUCAGUAGCUCCUUAGAAAAACUUCUUCAAGAAGCAUCUGAAGCUUCAUCUCCAAUAUCCAACAAGUUAAAUAAACAAGAAAAGUUUGGGAAUAGGGUGUUUCCAUCACAAACAGAGACUCUAGUCAUGACAGUGUCACAGCCUUAUGAUAGUGCUUUACGUAGCUAUCAUAAACAGAUGAAGACAGCUAUUGAGAGUGGAGUUCCGGAACAAAAUGCCAAGGCUUCAGUAGAUGACCUUGCAGCUUCCAAGCUCCUUAAAAUAAAUGGGGCUGUUAUUAAAAAAGAACAGAGAAACACACCGCCAAUGGAUGUUCCUCCCUUGCAAGGAGAGACCAAUACAGUGAUCAAGCCAUUCAAGAUAAAUGAAGUAGGAAGGAAAGAUGAGAGCACAUCCUUGAAUGCCUCUGAAGUUAAUUUACAAUUAAAAGAACUGCUGAAAUUGAGAAGAACAAGCACGCCUCUUAAAGAUGAGAGCAGUUCUCCUCAGCUAGAAGGAGCUCAGUUCAGCCUGGCCUUUCGGCAUGAAGAUGAUGAAGAUGACGAUGGCUUGAAUUUGGGAUCCAGGUUUUCAGAUGAAAACUCUGAUUACUAUUCUGGAACUGGAAGUUCAACUCGUUCAGAAGAAGAAUUAAAUCCUGUUUUGAUGGCUUUGAAAAGGAGUGCAGAUAGGAAAAUGCCUUCCAAAAGUCUAGAGGACAUUCCAUCAGCCACCUCAAGUGAGCACAAAGCUUAUAAAGGAAAAAUAAAUAUUCCAAGGGAAGAAUUAGCUCUUAGUGCUGAAGAUGGUCUGGAACCUGAUCAGCAUCAAGAAAGGAAUGAAAAUGGAGCAGGAAUUUCCACAGUGCCUUCACAGCCUGAUAAGCCAUUUUCCAAUCCUGAAAAAGUCAAAGGACUGAGCAAGUCAGUACCGUCAUUCCUACAGGAAGAGAGUGAUGACAGAGAGACAGAUACAGCAUCAGAAAGCAGUUAUUCCUUUGGCAGAAUCAAGAAGAGUCCCAGCUCUCUAACCAAUCUUAGCGGUUCUUCUGGCAUGGCCUCCUUAUCCUCUGUGAGUGGAAGUUUAAUGAGCGUCUAUAGUGGAGACUUUGGCAGUGUUGACGUGAAAGGGAACAUUCAGUUUGCUAUUGAUUACGUAGAACAACUGAACGAACUCCACAUUUUCAUUUGCCAAUGUAAAGACUUGGCAGUUGCAGAUGUCAAGAGACAGCGUUCAGACCCGUACGUGAAGACAUACCUGCUUCCAGAGAAAUACAAGCUGGGCAAACGGAAGACCUCGGUGAAAAAGAAAACUUUUAAUCCAGUCUACAAUGAAAUACUGCGGUACAAAAUUGAGAGAGACCUCCUAAAGAACCAAAGCCUUAAUAUCUCUGUCUGGCACAACGAUACCUUUGGGAGGAAUAGCUUCCUUGGUGAAGUGGAGCUGGAUUUAGGAACUUGGGACUGGAAUGAUAAAUCCAACAAGCAGAUCAACUGGUUUCCACUCAAGCCAAGGACUUCAGCGAUGGCUUUUGAACUAGAAAACAGAGGGGAGAUGAAACUAGCCCUCCAGUAUGUUCCACAACCUGUUGGAGGAAAGAAGAUUCUGUCCACUGGUGAGGUCCACAUCUGGGUGAAGGAAUGCCAUGAUCUUCCUCUUCUGAGGGGCAACAGACUCAACUCUUUUAUUAAGUGUACGAUUCUUCCAGAUACCAGCAGAAAAAGUCGCCAGAAAACAAGAACAGUGUCAAAAACUACAAACCCAGUGUUCAACCAUACCAUGGUCUAUGAUGGUUUUAGACCAGAAGAUUUGAAAGAAGCCUGUGUAGAACUCACAGUCUGGGAUCACAACAAACUUGUCAACCAUUUUCUGGGAGGUCUCAGGAUAGGCCUUGGAACAGGCAAGAGCUACGGAACUACAGUAGACUGGAUGGAUUCCACUUCAGAUGAAUCUGCCCUGUGGGAGAAGAUGAUAAAGUCGCCCAACACAUGGGUGGAAGAUACACUACCUCUCAGGAUGCUAAUGGUUGCAAAAUUGACAAAAUAAGGUGGCUCUCUAAUUGCUAGUGGCAAAAAGAAUUCUUGGGAAUGGAAUUAAAAGGUGUGGAGGUGAAGCUUGGAAGAGGAACACAAUAGCUCUUUUGAUGGUCUGCUCCAUGGCUGUGCUGUUUUUGUGCUAGCAAGCGUCACUUCAUAUUUCAAAGUAUUUAUGCAAAUCUAAGGGGCUAUCUCUUCUUCACUGAAAAUAUAUUCAAGUAAGAAUGCACUUAGAGAAUUCAGUGGUAGAGGGAUCUGUGAUUCCUGAAUGCUCGUGUUGCCUAAUUGAAGUGUUGCUUAUUCCUUAAAUCUAAAUUGCCAGCAAAAAAAGAAAAGCGAGUAAACUUGUUGCACUCCCUGGAUUGUUUGUUUGUGAGGUGUUGUUAAUGACUGAAUAGCAACAGGUGGCAUUUUGUUCAGGCUCCUCAGCGUCUGCCUACAGCUGAAUCCUCACUAUGCUACGUUGGAUCUCUCCAGCAAGGACUGUGCAGAACGUCUUUUUUAAAGCCCCUUUCACCUGUAGUUGUACUUUUAUACGAUAUAGAAGUUGCUUCUGUAAUGGGAGCAGCACUACAUGAAGUGGCACUGUUGAUAUCUUAUUCUGCAAGGUGCAGAGGACUGUUAAUUCCACUUCACUAGGAAAAAAUAACUUUAUAAAGUUUGCUUAUAUAUUUGUUCAUCGCCUUGCUAAUACAUCAACAUUGCUUUUAAUUGCUGAAGGCAUUGGAGUCACACUUCUUCAUUCAAAUGCUACUCUAAAGGAGCUAUGCUUGUUUGAAUGAUGAUUACUGUAUUGGGUAUUUAUUUUGUAAAGUGCACUCAUUAUCUAUACGUGUUCCUGUUAGCUUCUGUUUUGCCAAAAGUCAUUUCUCUGUUCUUCAGCGCCACCCUUAGGAGAACGCUGGGAUUAUGGCAGCCCUGGUUUAGAGAGCUCUGCAGCACGUGAAAUGGGACAGGAAUUUGUCACUUGUAGAAAUGCAUGCCACUAAAGGAAGAUAAAUGCGAAAAAGACAAAGCGUAUUACUUCUUAAAAAAAAAAAUAAAAGCAGCCUUAAAUCUAAAUAAUUUGUUUAUUAAAACUCAAUGCUUCGUUAGCUACGCUGUAUGAGUAUGCAGUAUAAUGAAACAGGUGGAAAAUGGUUCUGAAAAUAAAUGUGCAUUUAUUUGCUGCAACUGCAAGGACCUAGAGGCUGGUAAAAUCCUGCGUCUAAGAUCAGGGAGAGAAAAAUGGCUCUUCACAGCUCCAACUCAGUUGCUUAAUUUAAUCUUAAAAAUGUAAAUGCUCGGACUCUUUGGUAUUUGUUGUACGCCAUGAAUGGGAUGAAGGAAAGGUGCUGUUCAGCCUGCUGGGCAACAGCCGUUGUUUCAACAGCUAGGCAGUCUGGAGAUGACAAAUGCCAAGAGGAGCCGUUGGUCUCCAUCCCUGAUUGCCUCGGUUGUUGUGGAUGAGAUCAGCAGCUGGUACAGAUUGCACUUGGCUUAUCACAAUCACCGCCCAUCCAGGGGUGGCUAUCUGAGAACACAAAAGCAAAGUAACUGCUGUACCAUUUAAGUACGGAUACGUUGUUCUGAAGCGUGGUGCGCACAUUAGCUCAUACUUACACAGGAACAAUCAUUUGUUUAAGUGUGGCAGGCAGCUGUUUAUUUGUAUUCGCUGGCUACAGGAUUUCAUUUUCACCUUAAAAAGUUGCUCAAAAACAUGACCAACAACUGAAGAGGUAUAUAAAUUUUUGUUGUUUUGUUUCCUGUGAAGCCUAAAUACGUUGCGGUGUCAAAGUAGUUUGGGGACCUCGGCUCAGAGAUGGGGUCUUGAAGCUUUAGAUUUGCAGGCAAGUGCUGUGUAAUCUCCUGCGUUCUGUACUGUACAAAAUCCAGUAGUUAAAAACGUAAUUGCUAUCCAAAUAAAACUUCUGUGACAAUAUUAA